AUGGACACCACAGUGACUUUCCUGAUCUCCACUGGACUGUGCCUGAACUGGGAGUCUACAGCAGAGAUGGAUGCCCUUUUCAGGCCGACCCUUUGGGCUGACCCAAGUCCUGUGGUACUGGAGGGAGGGAAUGUGAUCCUCAGGUGCCAGGGCCGACUGGGGAAUGACAGAUUCAAGCUCUGGAAGGAUGGACAGCUCAGAGAGGAGAGAAAUGGCUGGUGGUCACAGGCAGACUUUGUGCUCAGGAAAGUGAACUUCUUCAAUGAUGCAAGAAGCUACAGGUGCCGCUCUGGGCAGGGAUCCUUGUGGUCAGAGCUCAGUGACCCCCUGAUCCUUGUGGUGACAGCAGGCCUCCCCACACCCAGCAUUUCAUCUUCACAUGGCUUCCCAGUAGCUCCAGCAACAACAGUGACCAUCUGGUGCCAAAUACCAUCACCGUCACCCUCUCACGACUACACUUUUGCCCUCCUGGAGGCAAAGAGCCUGGAGCCCUUGCAGCUGCGAAGUCCUACAGAGAGCUAAGCUGCUUUCUCACUUCCAUCUGUGAAGGCUGAGGACACUGGGAGCUACAGCUGUAUUUACUACAGGAAGACACCCCCCUACAAAGGGUUGAAUCCCAGCCAUCUCCUGGAGCUGACUGUGUCUGGACCACUCCCCAAGCCUACUCUCUGGGCCAAAGCUGACCUUGUGGUGGCCCCAGGGACCAGCAGCACUCUGUGGUGCUCAAGACCCAGGCUGUCUUCUCUUAAGGAAGUGACUUUCACUCUGUGGAAGGCUGGGACCCCAGGGCCCUUACAGCAGCAGCCCUCAGCAGAUCUCUGGACUGACUUCUUCCUCCCCUCGGUGACACCCAGGGACACUGGGAGCUACAGCUGUACUUACAAGAACGGGACAGGCUCUGGUAGAGAAUCAGUGCCCAGUGAUGCCCUGGAGCUGGUGGUGCCAGGAUCUCUGCCCAAGCCUUCCCUUUCAGCCCUCCCAGACCUGGUGGUGGAGCCUGGGCAGCAUGUGACUCUCCAGUGCAGGAAGCCCCCUCGGUCAGCACUCUGGAGAGUGACAUUCACCCUGCUGAAAGUGGGCAGCCCUCAGCCCCUGCAGAGCCAGAGCCCAGCUGGGACCUCUGCUGUCUUCUCUGUCCUAUCUGUGAAGGCCCAGGAUGCUGGCAACUACACCUGUGUCUACUAUGAAAUUCCAUUCCAGGUGUCUGAGCCCAGUGAGGUCCUAGAAAUCUGGGUGACUGAUGCACUCUCCAAACCCUCCCUCUCAGCCUGGCCUGGCCUAGAGGUGGCCUCUGGGACCAAUGUGACCUUCAUCUGCUGGGGACCCUCAUGGACUACUAGAUUUGUCAUAUACAAGGAGGGUGUUGAGAGAAUACUACCCAGCAUGAAAACCCAUGAAGAUCAGGUCCAAUUCUUCCUGACUCAUGUCACCCCUAAGGACUCUGGAAAUUAUACCUGCAGUUACCAGAUUUGCACCAGUAGAAGUACGUGGAAACAACCUAGUAAUCCCCUGGAGCUUCUAGUAAGAGUCGAGGCGGGGACAGAACUGAAGACCCACCAUGGACUCCAUACUCACUUUGCUGCUCUACAUCGGGCUUUGUCUGCACUGCGAGAAAUCUUCCCAAGACCCACCCUCUGGGCUUUUCCAAGUCCCGUGGUCUCCAAGGGAGCAGAUGUGACCCUGAGGUGCCAGGGCCGACUAGGGAGUGACACGUUCCAGCUCUGGAGGGAUGAAGAGCUCAGAGAGGAGAGAAAUGACUCGUGGUCACAGGCAGACUUUGUGCUCAGGAAAGUAGAUGACUGGAGAGAUGCCAGAAGCUACAGGUGCCGCUCUGGAAAGGGGCCCUUGUGGUCAGAGUACAGUGAAUCCCUGACCCUGAUGGUGACAGGAGUCCUCCCCAAACCCAACAUGGGAGCCUCACCUGGACCCUUGAUAUCUCCAGGGAAAACAGUGACCAUCUGGUGCCAAAUGCCCCAACAGUCCCCCACUCAGGACUACAGUUUUGCUCUGCUGGAUGCAAAGAGCCUGGAGCCCUUACUGCUACAGAUCUCUGCAGGGCCCAGGACUCAAUUUUCACUUCCAUCUGUGGGGAUCGAGGACACUGGGAGCUACAGCUGUAUUUACUACCAGAAGACACCACCACACAGAGCAUCCCAUCUUAGCCCAGCCGUGGAGCUGACUGUGCUUGGUGACUAGUCAUGGGAAU
Messenger RNA from Sarcophilus harrisii (Tasmanian devil), 2206 nucleotides. Its product is annotated as leukocyte immunoglobulin-like receptor subfamily A member 6. NCBI's taxonomy places the organism in Eukaryota, Metazoa, Chordata, Mammalia, Dasyuromorphia, Dasyuridae. The record is from RefSeq and is a predicted model, not a curated record. The transcript has 11 exons. Gene Ontology annotation, cellular component: plasma membrane.